UCAAAACAGUGAAAAUCAAAUCAAUCAAAUCAAAAACCUCGCCCAUUAAGUAGGGCACACUUUUCUUCAGCUCAGUGGAAAGUGCAGAAGACAGUUGUUUGUGCAUUCAGUUGGACUGAAGAUGGCAGUUAACUGCACUUUGAAACUGAGCUGAAGGUGGCAGUUGCCCACGCUUUCAACUGAACCAAGGAUUCUCUGUCCCAGGGCUACUGUUGCCACUGGGCAUCUUCAGGCAGACCCCCAGACCUUGGCCCUCCCCUAAAUUCCCACCCACAAAACCGCCUCAAUUUCCAUUUUGGAGACCCCAAUGUGAUGCUGGAAUUCCCCUUACAGAGGCAGUAUAUUGCUUUAUGACAGCACUUAGAGGCAGGGACAGAGAAGCAGACCCAUUUCAUCCUCCAUGCAGAAUCCACAAGACUGAAUUUGGUCUGCUGCCCAUCUACUUUGGAAGUCUAGGAUUUUGUUACAUGCUGGUAUUCAUUUGUAUGCUAUUUCUUCAAUGGAGGAAAGGAAUCCAGCAGAAGCGACGUGCAAAAGCCUGGGUGAAACAGCUGAAAACGGAAUCGUAUUUCCAGCGCGCAUUGGCUCACAAGGAAGCUGAACCUGGAAAUAAAGCAGAAGCCUGCAGUCCCGAGUCUGAUAGCAUCCGAAAACCACAAGACAGCUUCUCGGCCAGUGAGAUCACCAUAGAUAGCAGUGGCGAUUCCAUCCCAUCAGCUCAAGAGCCGUACAAGCCAGUGUUUCAGGAAAUACCAUGCACCUGCGUGCUCUCUCACAUGCCGCCACUGCUUGAGCAUUCAGCUUCUUACCCUUGCUCGAGUAUCCGAACCAAAAGCAUGCCAUUCAACUCACCUCUGAAAUCUGCCACGUUGACAAAGGAGGCAUACAAUCUCUGUAGCAGCAUCUCAGCCUAGCAGUAAGAUGAACCAGCAAGUCUUCAUGAUUUUAAUUGUACCCCAAAUAAAGACCAGAUGCAGAACAAUUUCAAAA
Molecule: messenger RNA, 990 nt
Organism: Podarcis raffonei (Aeolian wall lizard)
Lineage: Eukaryota; Metazoa; Chordata; Lepidosauria; Squamata; Lacertidae
Gene: TEX38
Product: testis expressed 38
Exons: 3
Coding region: 351-914 (187 amino acids)
Source: RefSeq, a predicted model, not a curated record